AUGACCAACAAAGUCUUUAUCGGUUUUGGUAAUUGGUUGGCUCAUUUUCUGGAGGUGGGGACAUUGAAAUCCUUUUCUGUCCUCCUCAAUUAUAUAGUCAGAGAUCUGGAAUCCACAACGGGACGAGUUGGAAUGUUCAUUGGCAUGCACCAUGCUGUCAAUAUGAUGUCAGGUGUUAUUGCAAAGGAACUUCUUCGUCGCUAUUCCCCUCGUUCCUUGGCUGUUAUUGGUGGAAUUACAGCAUCGUUAGGACUUAUGGCAUGUUCCCAAGUCAAUAACGAUAUUUACUUUGCAAUCUGUCUUAUUUUCUCAGGACUAGGGAUGUCCUUUACGUACAUCCCGAACGCGGUUUCAUUGGUGUAUGCAUAUAAGGAUCAAUACAUGUUGCCUUUAUCAGUCGGCUCAAUGGGUGCCGGAAUGGGCAUGAUGAUCCUACCACUAUUAACGCAGAAACUCUUGGAGGCCUACAGCUGGCGAGGUACUGUUCUCGUCAUCGGAGCAUUAUAUCUUCACAUUGUUGUAUGUGGAACAUGUCUGGACCCAACUACUUUGAACAGCGGUAAAACAUCACCGCCGACUAGUCAUGACUCUUCGACCAAGCCAAGCUCUGUAAAGUCUCCGGAAGAUGACGAUGAUAGCAACUCAAUGUUAUUUCGGUGUUCCCACAAGGCUUCGGAUUUGAUUAGGACUGCUUGUCGUGAAGCAGGUCUGCAUGUCUUCAGCGAGUACCCUCUAAUCAUUUAUGCAUUUCUAGCAGCAUGUCUUAAUGGGAUUUCUUAUUCUGGUUGGACUGUGUUCGUAAUUUCCAAUGCAGAAUCAAAAGGCGCUGCUGAAGCAGUUGCUGUGUUGCUCUCUCUUGUAAGUGGAAUAGCAAAUACUGCAGGUCGACUAAUGCCAGGACUCUUUAACUUUCUGAAUAAAGAUGUGUUUUCAUCAACGAUAUUGUUCAUCCUGUUUGGCAUUAUCGGUGCAUUACCACUUUGUAUGAAUCGGAUAUCAACUAAUUUUUCAACGUUAUGCGUCUUUGCUGCGAUCAGUGGUUUUGCUUUAGGGGCAAAGUCAGUCCUCAAGAAUACCAAUGCAUUAGACGUUGUUCCACGAUAUCUAUCAUCUACGGCUCUCCCUUUCACUUUCAUAAGUGCAGGACUUGGUGAAAUAGCAGGAGGGUGGAUAACAGGACUCAUAUUUGACGUAACGGGUUCCAUGGACAUGGCUUUUCUUUUCCUAGGAUGUGUAGAUAUUUUCUGCGUCAUUGUACUUACCUUAAGCAUACUUCAUGGAAAGAUAAUUUCAUCGAAAUGAGUAACUUCGCCAUUGGUAUACCUACCGUAUAAAUAAUAUUGUGGGGUUUAAAAUAAAAUCUAGUUUAUGGGAAAUAAGGGAAAUAAUUUUUUUACUGAAGAAGGGGGAUAACACGAGCUCAAUCAAACAGCAAAUGGGGAGAAGAACUAAAUAAGGAACACAACUAAAUGAAACUGAACUCAAUGAAUUCUGGUAGUGCACUGGUUUAUAAUUAUCGAACACACUAAGAAAUUCUGGUUCAAUUUUACACCCCUAGGGGUUCACAGGCUUGUCCCUAUACGAGUACCCCUAGGGGUGCACCCAUACACCCCAAAUAGUGGUGUACAGUGUGCACCCCUAUUUUCGGUGUCUGU
Molecule: messenger RNA, 1655 nt
Organism: Lytechinus pictus (painted urchin)
Lineage: Eukaryota; Metazoa; Echinodermata; Echinoidea; Temnopleuroida; Toxopneustidae
Product: monocarboxylate transporter 12-like
Exons: 4
Coding region: 1-1302 (433 amino acids)
Biological process (GO): transmembrane transport
Cellular component (GO): membrane
Molecular function (GO): monocarboxylic acid transmembrane transporter activity
Source: RefSeq, a predicted model, not a curated record